GAGGAAGGAGGGAAGGACCCAAGGAAGGAAGGAGAGAGCGGAGGAGGAGCGGACAGGGCCGUGGAGGAGGAGCGGACAGGCCGGUGGACGUGGCGGCUCCGGCGGACUACAACAGCGGGCAGAGGCGCCAUGAACCGGAGGAACACCAGGCUCCGGUGCUGACCUCAGGCUGUUGGAUUGACCUUUGACCUUCAGGCUCUGCCCCCUCACAGUUUCUCUGAUGGCUGACCUGGACACAGACCUGCUCUCGGGCCCGCCUCCCCUGGACGCCCUGCUGACCUCUGACCCCUCGCCCACGCUGAGCUCGCUGGCGCUGCUCUCGUGUGUAAAGUCCGAGCCGGAGGAGCUGGAGCUGGACUCGACCGUGGACCUGUCGUCCAUCCAGCCCCUGUCCACUGCUGACCUGGCCCACGAGCAAAUCAGAAUGGAGAUCAGUGGACUGGACUACAUCAAGUCUGAGCAUCAUGAGUUCAAGUCCCACUACGAGACCGGCUCCGUGUACGACUACAUCUCACAGGUGUCAGACUCCCUGGACUACCUGAAGGCGGAGCAGGUAGACCUCCAGUGUUACUACGCCGAGCUGAGGUCGGAUUAUUCUGAACCGAGUUUGGAGUCGAUCCACAUGGCGGAGCUGAGGUCUGAACUGCACAAGCUCCGCCCCGAUGCACUGCUGCUCGACGGCCUCAAGGUGGAGCCAGAGUGUAGCUCCGAGGCCAGUUUGUAUGAACUACAACCUCCGAACAAGAACCAGGGGGAGAGCAGCCGCGCAGGGAAGAGCGCCACCACCAGGAAGCCCCGCAACAUGCAGGGGGAGAAGCCUUUCUCGUGCACUCAGUGUGGGAAAAACUUCAGCACGUUGGGGAACCUGAAAACUCACCAGAGGAUCCACUCGGGCGAGCGUCCGUAUUGCUGUUCCCAGUGUGGAAAGAGCUUCGGCCAGGCGGGCAACCUGAAGAGACACCAGCUCAUUCACACGGGGCAGAAGCCCUACGUCUGCGCCCACUGCCCCAAAGGCUUCACCAAAGCCGACGACCUCCGCUCCCACCAGCGCCUCCACACCGGAGAGAGACCCUUCCUCUGCUCCACCUGCGGGAAGAGCUUCGGCCAAUCCAAAGAGCUGAAGGCUCACCAGCUCAGCCACACGGGUGAGCGUCCCUACUGCUGCGCCCACUGCGGCAAGAGCUUCACCAAGGAGACCAGCUACCGUAACCACGUCCACAUCCACACGGGAGAGAGGCCUUACGCCUGUUCGCAGUGUGGCAAGUCUUUCAGCAAUGCCGCCGUGCUCAAGACGCACGAGAAGAUCCACUCCGGUGAGCGCCCGUUUGGCUGCACCCAGUGCGGCAAGAGCUUCGGUCGCCUGGGGCACCUCAAAGCUCACCAGCAGAUCCACACGGGAGAGAGGCCCUAUGCCUGUCCUCAGUGUGGCAAGACGUUCAGCCAGAGCGGGCAUCUGCGCGCCCACGAGCAAAUCCACAAGAGGGGCACGGCGGGCAGCGACAGCAGCUAGACUCUAACACUGUCAUACUCAUUUAGUAUACGGACAUGAGCGGCCACUCACAGGGUCACAGGGUCAGAUGUCAUCUGAACCGGGGCCAGAGGGUCACAGGUCAUCUGAACCACAGCCAAAGGGUCAGAGGUCAUCUGAACCACAGCCAAAGGGUCAGAGGCCAUCUGAACCAGGGCCAAAGGGUCAGAGGUCAUCUGAACCAGGGCCAAAGGGGCAGAGGUCAUCUGAACCAAGGCCAGAGGGUCAGAGGUCAUCUGAACCAGGGCCAGAGGGUCACAGGUCAUCUGAACCAGGGCCAGGGGUCAGAGGUCAUCUGAUACAGAGGGUGAACUAAGCCAGCACAACCUAACCCAGACUCACUUCUCAAACCUUCAGGACAGACAGGGUCUUUGUUUCAGUGUUUACAGUUUUACCGUGGAAUCACGGUGACGCCUCAACAGCUUUAACCAGGACACAGACUUACCUCAGAGCGCCUGCAGGGGAUGCUGUCUGACAGCAGGGGGCAGCAGACUGAGUACAAAAACUCCUGUAGGAGCCAGGAUUGAACCAUUGACCUUCAGGUUAGAGGGUGAACACUCUCCCGCUAAGCCACUGCCGUUCUAAGAGCAAAGAAAACCGUAAUAAUGUGCUUUUGUUUUAAAAAACACAAUUUGGCUUAAUCAGCUCCACUAUUUUUAAAAAGAUGGAGAUUUGUGAUUUCUGUUUGAAAAACAGCUUCACAUCUGAGAGAGUGAAAUUUGGCAAAAUAACACUCAAAGGAGAGAUGCCGAAAUCCCACGGAACCUCCAUCUGAGCAUCUGCUGGGACCUCCACUGAGAUCUCCACCGCAACCUCCGACCGGACCUCCACAUGCAGCGUGAGCCCGGAGUCUCAGAUCUGAUCCGGGACAUUAACCCUUUGAGGACAAAAUGUGCCUGGACCGGUGAGUUCUUUGGACGUCCCAUCAUGCCCUCUGCUUUACCCAUGAUGCCCUCUGUUUUACCCUUGAUGCCCUCUAGUUUACCCAUGAUGCCCUCUGUUUUGCCCAUGAUGCCCUGCUCCCUGUGAGUGGCGCAGUAUUAUUCUUCUCUUUUGUAUUUUGAGUAUAUCCUGUUUUUAUCUUGGGGCCCUCAGUAUCUCCAGGGCCAGACUUAUGCAAGUGUUUGUGUCGUGUCGUCUAAGAACUUUCAACUGAGCACAACCAGCAGGGGGCGCUGUUACACCUCACACCAGGACCAGCAGGGGGCGCUGUUACACCUCACACCAGGACCAGCAGGGGGCGCUGUUACACCAGGACCAGCACUUUUACAGAUUUAUUUGAGUUUUAUUUUUGUAUUUUUCUACAGUUCCUCCAGAAUCAUGUUAAACUGGUCUGUUCUAAUCCAGAGGCUCUUCGAUCAUGAAAGAAACGAGAUGAGAAGAGUAUCAUCUCUGUGUGUUACAAUACUGCAGACUAAAACCAGGUCUGAACCAGAGAAAUAAUACGUCCACGUUUGGUUUGGUGAGGCCCCUUGAGUCAUGGUUAAAAAAAUACACGUGGGAUUUGCCAGCGUUGCGUAGUAAUUUUGGUACAAAUGAAAAAAAAAUGGGCUGCUCACUAUUGUGAUGUGCAGCUAUCCAUAGGGGGCGCUGACAGCAUGCAGCGCUUUGUUGUGAUGAGUAAGCACUGGGCUGAUUUAAAGCUACACUGUGGAUUCUUCAGGCAUCUAAUCAGCCCAAACUAAAUAUUGGCCUCUAUGAGAUUUAAGGGCGAUAUCCCAUACACUAAAAAGAGCAAAUAUUGUCCUGAUUUAAAUUGAUAUAUCUGUAAAAAUUCCAAAGUAUUGAAGCUAAAUCUGUUAAAAGUUUUUAAAAGAUGAAAAUCUCGAAUCUCGUCUCUUUAAAGAGAUGAAGAAGAGUCUGGAGUUUUAUCUGUGUGGUGCUGUCACUACAAACAAACAACAAACACUUUCUGUUUGAUCAAAAACAUUUCAUUUGUAAAUAUUCUCCAUCAUUUUACUCAAUAUUUCUACUUAUUUUUAAUGUGGUCAAAAAGUUUUUUUUGAAAAUUUCUUAGACCAGAAUCAGUGAUGAUGUUUGAGCCAAACUCAUGUUCAGAGAUGCCACCAUUUUGUGUUUAAUGUGAUAUUUUUAAUGGGACUUUUGGGAGCUCAAGUUUGACCAGCAGGUGGCGCUAUACACCUGUUUUUGUAUAAAGCAGAACAGAGGUCAGAGGAGCAGAGAAUUCAACCACAAAAACCCAGAGAAAACCAGGACUAAACCAGGCCUAAACUAGAACUAAACUAGACCCAGGACUGAACCAGAAGUAAACCAGGCCUAAACCAAAACUGAACCAGGACUAAACCAGGUCUAAAACAGGAGUAAAUGUGGUUGAAAUGCCUUGUCUUUCUUGGCAGCUCACACAGGACACUUAGAGCUGGUUAGCCCUGUGCUCCUGCUCCUGUCUACACCUGUCUGCUUCUGUCUGCUCCUCUGCUGUUUGACCUGCAGGGGGCGCUAUAGGACCAACUUAAACCAUUCCACGUUGAUCGCUGCAAAAGGGACGGUUUAUUUCAAUUCAGAUCAGUUUUACACGGUAGACAUUUGAGGUGUUUCAUUACGAUUCCGUUUCUGUUUCUGAUUCUGUUCUGAGUUUUUAUAUUUCCAGUAACUUUUUGCAAAAGGAUUUUUUUUUUAAAGUUAAAGAAGGGGUAUUAUCAUGAGUGAGAGUUUAAAGCGGGGGUAUUAUCAUAAAUGAUUGUUUAAAGAGGGGGUAUUCUGCAAAAUGGACUUUUCUGAACUUUCUUCCAUGUUUAAUAUUGUUCCCUCAUCAGAAACAUGAAGAGGUUUUAGAUGUCAUCCAUGUUUGAAUAAUCUAGUGAUUUGUCCUAUUUUUGCCCUAUUUGCCCUAUUCAAAACCUCCUUACAGUUAGCAGUACAACCCUGUACAAGGCUCUGCCCACAAGCCUACAUCUCCCAUGCUCUCACGCAGCAGUUCUCCAUAAAUAUAAAAAACUGUACACAGCAGCUUGACAAACCUGAUGUGAUGUGCAGUAGUUUCAUUAGUGAGAUGCAGCUGAUUGUGUUGUAAUGUGUUGCCUGCGCUGAAAGGGGAGUGACUUAGCACAGAGAGCAAAAUAUGUGUUAUGUGUUACAGUUAAUACCUCCUCCUUAAUACCCCAUAGAAGUAAAAUACCCCCUCUUUAAACCCCCAUAGAAGUAAAAGGUGAGUAUUGAGCGUGUUUGUGGUGUUGUGGUGUAAAGUGCCUCUGGACGAUCUGACCGGGUGGAGCUCGUUUCUGGAUUCUUUCUUUUAAUGUUUUUAUAUUUGUACGUUUUUUUCUGACGAACAUUCCUCGUUUUUCAUCUGGAAUUUUGAAGCCGGAAACUCGUGGGACCAAACUCAGCACAAGCAGAUCGCUCACUGUGUCAAGACUUUACAAACCCUUUCAAUUUAAGAGCUACAAUAACUCCACACUUUUCACAGUAAAAGCAAAAAAGAGGAAACGAUGCAGCGACUUGUAUCUAAAGAGUUAAU
Periophthalmus magnuspinnatus is the source of this 5006-nucleotide messenger RNA. RefSeq lists its product as uncharacterized. The transcript is spliced from 5 exons. NCBI's taxonomy places the organism in Eukaryota, Metazoa, Chordata, Actinopteri, Gobiiformes, Gobiidae. The coding region runs from base 221 to 1510 and encodes 429 amino acids. Gene Ontology annotation, molecular function: DNA-binding transcription factor activity; RNA polymerase II cis-regulatory region sequence-specific DNA binding. The record is from RefSeq and is a predicted model, not a curated record. Gene Ontology annotation, biological process: regulation of transcription by RNA polymerase II.